GGGGAGAGGGGUGGCCGGGAGGGUCGGUGGAGGCCGAGAGGACUCUGCGGGGACCCAACUGCAGCACGCGCUCGGGCAUGGCCCAGCUGUCGGUGGUCCCCGGGUCAGCCACGGCGUGGACAGGGCUCCUGACCGAGGGCAGCCGCAAGGAGACCGACAUGAGGGAGGCGGCGCCGCUGCGGCAGCAACGCCGGAUGAAGCAGGCGGUGCAGUUCAUCCACAAGGACUCGGCUGACCUGCUGCCGCUGGACGGCCUCAAAAAGCUGGGGUCGUCUAAGGACACGCAACCUCACAACAUUCUGCAGAGGCGCCUCAUGGAGACCAAUCUGUCUAAGCUCCGAAGCAGUCGUAUCCCUUGGGCCUCCAAGACCAACAAGUUCAGUCAAGCUAAGGCCGAGGAGCUCAAGAAGGCUCAGGGGCUAAAGAAAUCUGAGGACGAUGACAUGAUUUUGGUCUCUUGCCAGUGUGCUGGAAAGGAUGUGAAAGCCUUGGUGGACACAGGCUGUCAAUAUAAUCUCAUCUCCUCAGCCUGCGUGGACAGAUUGGGACUCAAGGAACAUGUCCGAUCUCACAAGCAUGAAGGAGAAAAGCUUUCUCUUCCCCGGCAUCUCAAAGUAGUGGGCCACAUUGAGCACCUGGUAAUCACACUAGGCUCCCUCCGCCUUGACUGCCCAGCAGCUGUGGUUGAGGACAAUGAAAAAAACCUGUCCCUUGGGCUCCAAACUCUCCGAUCGCUGAAGUGCAUCAUAAACUUGGAUAAUCAUCGGCUGAUCAUGGGGAAGACAGACAAAGAAGAAAUCCCUUUUGUGGAGACAGUUACUUUGAAUGAAGACAACACUUCAGAGGCAUAACUGCAGCCUGUAGUGUGUCUACGUUUGUGCAUAUGUACCAGGUUGACUGAGAAAACUGGGUUCGAACCAAAUGCAGUAGCAACUUGCUGUGGACCAAGUUCCUCCCUCAAAUAGAAGCGCCAGGGGUUCCUUUCCACCCAGACCUCUCUAGUCUAUAGUCUGUGCUUAGAGAACUUGUCUGGUUAAAGCCAUUAUUUUCUACUCCUUGGAUCACUUAAUUUAUUAGAACUAUAGACCUUUUUUUUUGACACUGCCAGGUCUUACUUGUGGCCUAUUUCUUGCUUCUUUCGGGAGUUCGCUUUUAUUAGUCAAAUAUAGGACUUACCUGUUUCUAUUUCACUGUAGAUACACCUGGUUCUUUUCCUGUAGUUAAAUUGUAUAAUAAACAGGAACCUGACCUUUACCUCCUUUCAGCUAUUUGAAAGAGGUACUUGAUAUCUGUGUCUUGGCAUUUAAAUAUCUUUGCAUUAUUCUGCUGAUUGCUCCAGUAUGAAUGAAUCUGAAAGAGCCCAGAGUGGUCAACCAGCCCAGCUCUUCCAUUUAAAGGCCCAUAAAAGCAAACUAAUUGUCCAAGCUUAUAUGUUGCAUCUGUGGCAGAGAGACCUAGAACUCAGACCUGACUUCCAAGUCAAGGUUCCUAUGUUGCAUCAUAUCUCCAAGCUGAAACUAUG
Ochotona princeps (American pika) is the source of this 1522-nucleotide messenger RNA. It is a transcript of the gene NRIP3, whose product is annotated as nuclear receptor interacting protein 3. The transcript is spliced from 8 exons. Gene Ontology annotation, biological process: proteolysis. The record is from RefSeq and is a predicted model, not a curated record. Lineage: Eukaryota; Metazoa; Chordata; Mammalia; Lagomorpha; Ochotonidae. Gene Ontology annotation, molecular function: aspartic-type endopeptidase activity. Bases 78 to 851 code for a protein of 257 amino acids.